Molecule: messenger RNA, 625 nt
Organism: Chiloscyllium plagiosum (whitespotted bambooshark)
Lineage: Eukaryota; Metazoa; Chordata; Chondrichthyes; Orectolobiformes; Hemiscylliidae
Source: RefSeq, a predicted model, not a curated record
UGUGUGUGUGAGGGAGGGAGGGAGAGAGUGAGAGAGGCUCCCAGCUGUGGACUGAGCAGUGCCGGAAGGACGGGCGAUAUCGCUGGCACAGAAAGCUUCCUCAAAAGAAACCACUUCCCAAACUGGCCGCUCGCCCAGGUUGAUGUUAUAUUUUUCAGAAGAGGGGCAGUAGGGGAGGGAGGGUGUGGAAGUUGGUGAGACAAACCCCUGCUGUUACAACAGAGCAGAGAGGAGCGGAAUUCUCUGGGAAAGUUCCGCAAAGUGGGCGGUGACUUUGGGGAAAGUUGGCGGAGGGAGAGCUCGCCAGCACUGACAUGGGAACUCUGCGGGACCUGCAGUAUGCUCUCCAGGAGAAGAUCGAGGAGCUGAGGCAGCGGGAUGCCCUGAUCGAUGAGCUGGAGCUGGAGCUGGACCAGAAAGAUGACCUGAUCCAGAGGUUGCAGAAUGAGCUGGACAAGUACCGCUCAGUGAUCAAGCCGGCCAGCAAACACAGCGCAGGCCAGUGUGCGGGCUCACUGCAGGAACAGCAGAGAACUAAAAGGCAGGCCAUCUCAGCGGAGCCCACCGCCUUCGACAUCCAGGACCUGAACCAUGUUACCCUCCCCUUCUACCCGAAAAGUGCACA